UCUGUAAACAAACACAAUCCGCUACGUGUCUCUUUGUUUUUCCGUUUAUUUAUCCUCAGCGCGCUUUUAUUUCUUAACAUUUCGGCUAAUAUAAGCGGUCGAGUCGGGAUAUUUGGUUCAACAGCGGCAUGAGCGGGAUUAAAAACACAGAAGUGGUUUUACAGAGGGAGUCUGGAGGAGCUGUACCGUUAAACUGUACUGUUAGACUGAAUAUAAACGCCCUGUGUGUGUGCUGAGACAUGGAGCUCAAUAUAAAUCAUUCACUCCACAAUCUAUUCUUCUUAUUCUGAUUUCUGAUUUAUAUUCUAUUAUUCGUUUGUAAUUGAUUGUGAUUUCCACUGGACGGGAUGUUGGCUGGAUCUAAAACCACAUUUAAAGUGAGACAGAUGCCGGAGCUGAAGGACCGGAUGAUGAAUCAGAGUGUUCUUCAUGCCCGGGGGAGAGACAUGUUUGGCUUGUGCUGUUUACCAGGGGAAUGUGUUCUGCAGAGAGCCGUUCUGGUAAGGAAAAAGUUGUCUCCUAAGGAAGGAGGAGGCUGGUUGUCAGGCACUCUGUUCUGCACCCAUUUCCGUGUGGCCUUCGUCCCGGAGGACAGUCCUAGACCAGAUGAUAAUGCUGACCCUGUGCUGCUCGGAGACCAUGACGUUGCUCUGGCAUCCAUUGAGAAGGUUGUGGCUGUGGGACCAUCCAGAACCAAACUGGUUACCCCUAACUCCUCCCUGAAGUUUACUCCAGAGGAACUGGUGCUGUACUGCAGAGAUCUGCGUGUCCUGUGCUUCCUGUUUGACAGACUUACACCUGAUGCCCAGGCUGUGGAGAUUACAUACACCAUUGCCAAGACAUACCAGCCUUCAAAGCCUGGCACCAUCCUCUCCUUUCAGAAUGCUGCUUUGGGUAGUAUUGAAAUUAAACAAUUUCUAAGUAACCGGCCUCGAGACCCAAGCAUGAACUGGUUUCAAAGUUCAUCAAACUGGGAGCAGGAGCUGGAGAGGACUGGAGCUACUGGCUGGAGGAUCAGUGCUGUCAACGAUCGCUUUGAAAUGUCCACAAGCCUUUCCAGGUUUAACGUGGUUCCUCAGAAAGUGCUCGACACUGAGCUGAAAAGAACGUUCGCCCAUUUCAACGAGGGUCGCAUACCGCGCUGGUGUUGGAGACAUCCACGUGGCAGUGACUUGCUCCGCAUGGCCAGCUUCCAGAACAACAUCUAUCAUGAGAAAGAUGAUAUCCGAAAUUUGGAGCUGAUCCUGUUUGGUGGGCAGUCGCAGUGUGUGGUGGUGGACCUCGGGGAUGAAAUGCCCUCUCCUGCAGAUAUUCAACUGGCACACACACGACUACGAGCCCUAUGCCUUGGAGACAUUUCAGCAUCUGUAUCUGUGCCAGAUGACAAGUGGCUUUCCUCUUUAGAGGGAACGCACUGGCUGGAUUAUACCAGGUGCUGUUUGAAAAAAGCGGCAGAAGUAGCCUGUUUACUCAGAAGAGGUCAGCUGACCGUUGUUCUGCAGGAGCCAGAUGACCGUGACAUGAACUGUGUGGUGUGCAGUCUGGUGCAGGUGAUGUGUGAUCCACACUGCCGCACAGUGGCAGGAUUUCAGAGCCUCGUUCAGAAGGAGUGGGUGAUGGCAGGACAUCGCUUCCUUAGCCGCGUCAACUACCACAGGGACAGUGAUAAAGAAGAGGCUCCAAUCUUCCUGCUUUUCCUGGACUGUGUGUGGCAGCUGUGGGCUCAGUUUCCUGCUCGCUUCCAGUUGACUGAAUCCUACCUGCUAGCCCUACAUGACAGUCUGCACCUGCCCCUGUUCAGCACCUUCUUGUCUAACUGCCAGAGAGAACGCUGUCGUCGCUCACAGCACUUGUCGCCAAGCUACACCCCAGUGAACGGGCUAAGGGAAUUACCCAGAGUUACAGCCGAGGAGCCGGCUGACCCUCCGUACCCGUCCGUGUGGGACUGGGCCCUGCAGUACAGCAGCCAAAGACGUGCUCUCUUCAUCCAGCCCGUGUGUCAUCCUGUCUCCCCUGGAACUAUUCUCAAUGGUAACUUCAACACCAGCCUGGACUCUGAGUGGAGUGAGAGUGCUUCAGGUUCAGUGUUUCUGCUCUCGCGUGGUGUGUUCUCCUGCCCUUCCAACCUGCUGCCAUGGAGGACCGGAGGAGGUUUGAGUUCCUUUAAAAAGAGUCACAACAGGGCACCCUCCUGUGAGGGUAUACCCACUCUCGAGCGCCUUAUCAAGGCUGAACCAUCCAUCAACUGCCCUUUCGAACCUCACGAGCCUUUGCUUCCCCUGCUCCUGGGGCCCUGCGUGCACAUCUGGAGAAACUGCUACCUGAGAGGGGCACUGCACGCACAGGCUUUUACAUAUCCAAUGUCGUCUAACCCUCGGCACCCGGUGGAGCAGCUGUCCUGGGAGGUGGAGGGUCUUCGAGAGCGUCUGGCGCAGGCCUCCACAGGCCGCGUUCAGAACCGCAAGAGACAGGAAAACCGCCGGCUUGACUCUAACCUCAACCAGAAUGCGAAUAAUGGCACAUUUCUCUUUAAAUCCUCCUCCUCUUCAUCAUCCUCAUCUUCAUCCUCCACUUCUUCCUCCUCUUCAUCCAGGAGCUCUCAGCAAGAGAGUCCGAGCCGUGUUUUAGGACGCUCCAAGUACAGCGAGGGUGGCAGACACACGUUUCUCUUUGGCCACUAUGCAUCUAAUUCCAGUGCCAAACUGCCCAAGAGUAGCGGCUCACUGGGUAACAAACCACGUUAAUGUCUUAAGCACUCAGACUCUUUAAUUCCAAUUUAGCACAGACCAGGACCAACAAUAUUAUAGCAAUAUUAUUUUAUACUGUCUUACUAAAUACACAGCACUUUCACAUCAAUAAGGUACUGCAUUACAAAGAAAAAAGCACAAUGAUUAUUAUAAUAAUUUAGGUAAAUAUUUGGUUACUUGCCUGUACAGUAUUCUGGUAUAUAGUAUACUGCACAGGUAGAAUAUAGUAUACUGUAUAUAGCAGGGAUGAUCAGUAUGGCAGAGGUGUCGUAUCUAAAUACCUGAAAACAUUUCAGUAUAAGAAAAUGCAUCAGGGUAUUCAUUACUCCUAUUAUUUCAAAUUUCACAUUGUCUUACAAAAAAGUGGUACAAACAAAAAUGGUACGAAAAAAGUCAGUUUUACAUUAAAAAUUAUUCUCUGUUUGGACCAAACUUAUCAAACAUCAAAUCUUGAUGGAUCUUUGUUUAAAAAUGGCUGCUUAUUUCAGCAACAACAGCAACCAGUCUUUUCUUUAUGUCCACCAGAUGGAGACAAUGAUUGAGACUCUUGUCUAUUGGGACUUAACCUGAAUAUUUUCACUGUGUGUGUGGGGAGGGUUAUUCUGCACACAGAGGCUCAAUGCUGUUUGUAUAUCCUGCGUUUAUUAAUGACGCCCAGUAUUACAAAAAUUUAUUACUAAAAAGAGUAAAUAAACAUUCGUCUUUCUUUAUUAUUUAUAACUUUUAACAUUUUUUUGAUUAUAUAAAUAGUAUUAUCUUAUUGUUAGUGUAAUUUGUAUAGUUGUGGUAAGAAGCAAUAGUUGUGUGAUAAGUGCGCUGUGUUCAGAUGCGUAUGGAUUGAAAAUUGUGGACUGUAAACUAAUAUUCAUGCUUAUAAUUAAUUUCUCUAAUUGUUUUUUUUAAAUAUAUAUUUCUAUUGUCUGUAUGUUCAUGUCACUGGUACUUUUUAAUACCGACAGUACUGCACAAAGCGUUGUUGGCUCUUUCAGCAGAGUGUGUCCUGUUCUGUUUAUGUAAAUAUUAAUAAAUGGUCACAUUUUUCUGAAAACAGUGAUGUAUUCCAACGUUCUAAACCUGGAAGUCAUGCUGAAUGCUGCCACUGCUUUACUGCAAGCAGAAAAAGGUUAUUUGUACAUUUGUCUGUUAUAACUUAUCAUUAUCACAUUUUACAUUUAAAAACAGUUUAUGUUCAUAAUACAAGAUGGAUUUUUGUACAGAAUUUAACCCCAGGCAUGUCAUUGUUGGAAUAAAUUUAACAACACCA
Molecule: messenger RNA, 4011 nt
Organism: Trichomycterus rosablanca
Lineage: Eukaryota; Metazoa; Chordata; Actinopteri; Siluriformes; Trichomycteridae
Gene: mtmr11
Product: myotubularin related protein 11
Exons: 17
Coding region: 348-2744 (798 amino acids)
Biological process (GO): phosphatidylinositol dephosphorylation
Cellular component (GO): cytoplasm; membrane
Molecular function (GO): phosphatidylinositol-3-phosphate phosphatase activity
Source: RefSeq, a predicted model, not a curated record